This is a messenger RNA of Austrofundulus limnaeus, 5356 nucleotides long. It is a transcript of the gene clmna, whose product is annotated as calmin a. The transcript is spliced from 13 exons. Gene Ontology annotation, biological process: nuclear migration. The record is from RefSeq and is a predicted model, not a curated record. The coding region runs from base 320 to 3823 and encodes 1167 amino acids. NCBI's taxonomy places the organism in Eukaryota, Metazoa, Chordata, Actinopteri, Cyprinodontiformes, Rivulidae. Gene Ontology annotation, cellular component: cytoplasm; meiotic nuclear membrane microtubule tethering complex; nuclear outer membrane. Gene Ontology annotation, molecular function: actin filament binding.
GUGUGUGUGUGUGUGUGAGUGUGUGUGUGUGUGUUGGCGCAGGAAGGCGGAGGUGGAGGAGGGGGCGUGUCCUGGCUCAGCUCCAUCCCACCUCGGGAACACCAACCAGGUGCAGCGGCUCCUCCUCCUCCUCCUCCCGGAGCUCCGCGGCUCGCAGCUCGGUGCUCAGACGGACCGAAGCCGCAGUGAGGCGCAGGGAUGUCGGCGCGCUGACGGAGAGCCGCUCGGUGUUUCAGUGGACCGGCUGGAGAACAGAACCCUCCUCCUCUAAACCCGGACUCUGCGGGAUCCGACCCGGAUCCCUCGCAGCGCAGUUCGGAUGGCUGGGCACGGCUGGGAGGACUGGUUCGAGCGGGAGGAGUUCAUCGGACAGAUCAGCGACAUCCGAGUCCAGAACCUGCAAGUGGAGAGGGAGGGGGUGCAGAAGAGGACUUUCACCCGAUGGAUGAACCUCCACCUGGAAAAGUGCGACCCGCCCCUGCAGGUCCAGGACCUGUUCCAGGACAUCCAGGAUGGACACGUCCUCAUGGCUCUGCUGGAGGAGCUGUCCGGCUGCAGACUGCUCCACAGCUUCAAGAAGUCCUCUCACCGUAUCUUCAGACUCAACAACAUCGCUAAAGUCCUGUCCUUUCUGGAGGAGAGGAAUGUCAAACUGGUGAGCAUCGAUGCUGCCGAUAUCGCUGAUGGAAACUCCUCCAUCAUCCUGGGCCUCAUCUGGAACAUCAUCCUCUUCUUCCAGAUCAAAGAGCUGACAGGAAACAUCCGGAGCCAGUUCCCCUCCACGUCCAGCCUGUCCUCCAUCCCCACCAGCUCCGACUCCGAUGCAUCCUUGGGCAGCACCCCGUCCGAGGAGAAACCGUCUGCGGCCGCCGCCAUGAGGGAGAACACCAAGGCCAUCAAGAAGCUGCUGCAGUGGGUGCAGAGGAAAACCAGGAAGUAYGGCGUGGCGGUGCAGGACUUUGGGAAAAGCUGGACCAGUGGUUUGGCCUUCCUGGCCGUCAUCAAGUCCAUUGACUCCAGUCUGGUGGACAUGAGGAAGGCCCUGUUGAGAAGCCCCAGAGAGAACCUGGAGGACGCCUUCAGGAUAGCCCACUACAGUCUGGGUAUCCCUCGGCUGCUGGAGCCUGAAGAUGUGACGAUGAACGCACCGGAUGAGCAGUCCAUCAUCAUGUAUGUUUCUCAGUUCCUGGAGCACUUCCCUGGCUUACAGGAGACCGAGGAACCCAGCCAGGUGAUCGAAAGGAGUGUCUCCAUGGGCCGACUCAACUUCCGCGACACCGAAUUGGACCACCUGAGGAACGGCGCUCAUCUCAGCAGAGUCAAGCAGUGCUCCAGCAUGUUUGAGCGAAGCUUCUCUAAACCUCCUCCUAAAGUCCUGAUUUCUUCGGUGUCAGAGGACCGGAGUGUUCUAACGCCACGCCUCAAGGCGCCUGCCACUCGCUCCUGGUCCAGUGAAGACUUCUUGACUGACUCCUCCCACAUUGAAGACGUCUCCAACAGCAUGAACCCCAAAGAUCAGGCCAGUAACGUCCUGAAAGACUCGACCUGUGAUUCCCCUCGUCAGUCCUAUGCUCACUCGCCUUCAUCGGUGCCCGAGUCACUGAUCGAUGAUUCUGCCAUCAACUCACCGGACUCCUGGGUGGAGAAUGAGCUCRUACCUGAGAGGUUUUCAGAGAGUCACAGUGACGUUUCUUUGUGGGACAGUGGGAACACCUGGGACGUUUACCGGGCCACACCUGUGGACGUGACUCCAGUUGAUGAAGGAUUCAUCUCAUCCGUGGAGGACAGAGCACCCGAUGAACAGUCCAUGACCGAGUCAUACGUGGAUGAAGGGAUAAGCUCAAUGGACAGCAACCAGGAGAGAAUCCACAGGGAGGCCGAGCAAACACAAGAGACGGUGAUAAAGGAAAACCAGGAAGACCUAGAGAAUCACAACCAGGAUCUGGUAACAGAUCCAACACCUAAUCUGAGAGAACUCGACAUAACAGAACACAGAGAACCAGAACCCUCUGUAACAUCAUCGGAGACAGAGAAACUAAGGAGCUCUGGGGAUGAAUAUCUUCUCGAAGUGGAUCCUUUGAACCAACUUGAGUCCGAUACAGAAACCAGUCCUGGGCAGGGACCUUUAAAGGAACAGGAACAAGAUGAAACAGAUACAGACAGAAAGAUCGACGGUCAAACUGAUUUCAGAUUUACCUCUGUAGAAGAAGCUGAAGGUUGGGACACAGAAUUUUCAGAAGACAAAAGAGCGGACUCCAGAAAAGAGAUGGAUGGUUUAAAUGAAAGAAUUGGAACACAGACAGAAAAGCAGGAUGAAGAACUUCAGAAGGACUACCAACACUGUGAAGAAAGCACCAGCUUAGAGGCUUUAAAAGACCCACAUCCAACCAACGACGAGGGAACAUCUAAAACUGUUCUGAACGUUCCUCUGAUCUCCAUCACCAGUGAGCCGGAGGAGGAAGAGCUAGAGUCUGACCAAGGGGAACCAGGUAAAGAUCUCAGAGAAGAAGGGAACUCCGAGGUCCAAAGUCCUCAUUGUCCAGAAGGACUAAACCAUGAUCAAAGUGAGGAUGAUGAUCACACAGAAAAUGAGCAUUCGGACAACGAACUAGAAGGCAACCAUGGUAUAUACUCAAUGGGUAACAACGAUAAAAGUGACAUUGAACAGGAGGAAUGUUCUCUUGGGGAUGAUUCUCAGGAAGAAAGGAAAGUUAUUGUCCAAAAUUCUUCUCCAUCCUCAGAAAACCAGCCUGUAAAUCCUGACAGCAAAGAUCUGUCUGAUGGACACCAAGACAAACCAACUGAUGGCUUUCCUGAAACCGAGACAGAAUUUACCCAGGAGAACAUUCUGGAUCCUAUCGGCAUCCAGGAAAACAUUCUGGAUCCUAUUGACAUCCAGGAGGACAUUCUGGAUCCUAUCGACAUCCAGGAGAACAUUCUGGAUCAUUUUGACAUCCAGGAGAAUGUUCUAGAUACUUUUGACAUCCAGGAGAACGUUCUGGAUCUGGACAAUACCCAGGAGAACAUUCUGGGUCCAUUUGACUUCCAGCAAAACAUUUUGGAUCUAGUAGACACCCAGCAAAACAUUUUGGRUUCAGGCUCUUCCGAGCUGAAUGGUCGGAUAGAAACGCCAUAUCCUGAACCCGUUAUUAUGUCCAGAGACACUGACCAGUUUUACUUCGAUUUGAAUCGAAGUUCUCCCACAGAACACCUGCUUGGUGACCUAGUGGAACCUAUGGAUCUGUUCUACCCUGACCCUGUAGAGCUCAUGCCUCCAGAACCUGAUGACACGCAUCAGUGGCCUUCGGUUCUAAGUGUAUCAGCUCUGCAGCCKGCACCGCCUUCAAACAGACCAGAGGAAGGACUGUUUGACMUGCUGGAUGAAGAUUUCAUGGGUGAAGAAGAAGAAGAGGAUGUAAAUGUGACUGAUGAGUCCAGUCAGAACCCCGCCGACCCGUCUCCAUCCCAGGAUCAGUGUGUUCUGUGCGGGGUGGCGAUCGGACCCCAGGACCCCGACGCUCCAGCGGAUGGCGGAGGAAGCUCAGACUUUCUGAGGGCGGACACAGGAAGUCCCAGCAGACCGAACGAGACCGACAUCCCUCCGGUUCUCCGUCACAGGAAGGGUUCUCGCCUCUCCGAGUCCUCGGACAAACAGAGAGCUGCACACAGGUCAGCUGAGAACCAGGAGUCUAACAUGUGGUGCAGGGAGAGCUGCGAGCUGUGUGUGCUGCUGCUGCUGUGGCUGCUGCUGUACUCCUUCCUGCUGCUGAAGCAGCUGGACCUGAAGACGCUGCCGGGCCUGCUGCUCAACCUCCGACGAUGAACACGUACACACACACAAAAAUAAAUAAAUAAAUGAAAACCCACACAGAAACACACACAGACUGACCUGCCGUCCUCCUCCUCCUCCUCACUCUGGCUGAUGCACCCGAGUUUAAAUGAAGGCUUUUUCAUUUUCAUUUCAACGGCUUGUUUUUGUUUUAUUUUGUAAAAAAUACGGAGAUAUUUUGAAGAAGCAACAUUUUUAUGUGAAGAUGAAGUCGACAGAUGUACAUUUACAGACUCAAAGUUUACAGAGUAAAAGAAGUAGAUCUAUCAGACUGAAGCUGAAGAGUUCUGCAAGUCAAACUCUUAAAAUAAAGUUGUAUUUUUACAAGAAUAUAAGACAUGUUUAAGCUUUCCAAAUCUAUUCUUUAUGUCUGAAUCUUUAAUUCUGUCAUUCUGGUUAAAUAAAAAAAAAAAGGUUUUAAUUUUCCAUUGUUUUGUAAGAUUCCAGCUUUAUAUCUGAACGUUGRGAUCUUUUUCUUCACCUGCUUCAGUUUGAGUCUGUUACUGAUAAAAACCGCUGCUGCUGUUCACGUGUUUUAAAUGACGUCACGUGUCGUUUUUAUCCUGUGUUUCUGCUCUAGUUGUCUGUUUCAGUUUGGACACUUAAACCUCAUCCAAAAAGGUAAAAAGGUUUAAGCCGUAGUGAGAAGCAGAGUUCUGAAUGUGCCAAUCUUUGCAAAGAUUAAACCCUAAAAAAAAAACCGCCAAAGAUAAUGUUCAAACACACCGUCACUCAUUUCACCAGCAGACAGACGGACAAACAGAAACUUGUUUGUCGUUCUGCAGAUCAAUAAUAGGGAGUUCUGAUAUUUUGUGGAUUUUUCUUGAUUUUGAUGUGACUGAGCUUUCAUGUCAACACUUUCUUUUUAAAUUUAGAAUCAUUUCUGUAAGAAAUCGCAGACUGGUCAUCUGCUCGUCAUCUUAGCCGCUCCUCCGUCCACCAGGUGGCAACAGAGCGGAGCGGCGCUUCUAACUACAUCACAGUGUGUGCCUGCUGCGUGGUUACUAUUUAUACAACCAGUUCUACACUGAACUAAACUCUGUCUCCAGCCACAACAUUAAGACCACCUAUUGGGCCUUCCCGAUGCAAACCUCCGGGUCCAGAUGUUUACGGUACCUCGACAAGUACCAGCUAAUGCUAACCCCUCCGGCACUUCCAACACGAUGCUCAGGAACAAAGUAAAAAAUACAAGUUAAGAGGCAGAACGUCAAACAGAAGAUGAUUCCUGGGUUUGUGUUUGAUCCGCGUGUUAAAGAGGUGGUUUUAAUGUUCUGGCUGCUUUGUUGCACUGUCACACAUGAAAUUAAUGAGUUUUUUUUUUGUAUUAACAAUAAUAAUUUAAAAAAGAAAAAUCACAAAAAUCAUGUGUUUAAAAUAAUAUUUAACGGUUGUGUGUGUAAACAUAAAGUACUUUUUAAAUCAGCAGAAAAACAGCCAGUGUGAGUGAUUUAUGGUAUAUUUUAUGUAUAUUAUUUACUGACUUGUAAGAAUGUUACUGAUGCAUUAAAGUGCCCCUGAUAUGCUCAU